Messenger RNA from Lates calcarifer (barramundi perch), 1161 nucleotides. It is a transcript of the gene tnni1a, whose product is annotated as troponin I type 1a (skeletal, slow). Gene Ontology annotation, biological process: muscle contraction. Bases 127 to 639 code for a protein of 170 amino acids. The record is from RefSeq and is a predicted model, not a curated record. Gene Ontology annotation, cellular component: troponin complex. The transcript is spliced from 5 exons. Lineage: Eukaryota; Metazoa; Chordata; Actinopteri; Centropomidae.
AUAUUCCACAGAAGCAAAUCAGAUAAUAUAUGUUUUAAGAUACAAAUGAAGCAAAUAUUGUUGGGAAUGUCUUGAAUUAUAUUCUCCACCCAGAGGAAACCAAAGAUCUCAGCUUCAAGGAAGCUGAUGCUCAAGAGUCUGAUGGUGGCAAAAGCCAAGGAGGAAUUAGAGCAGGAGGUCAUUGUUAAGGAGGAGGAGAAGCAGAGGUAUCUGGCAGAGAGGGCUCCACCUCUAAACACCAGCGGCUUGAGCCUUGCACAGCUACAGGAUCUCUGCAGAGAACUCCAUGCCAAAAUCGAUGUGGUCGAUGAGGAGCGAUAUGACAUUGAAGCCAAAGUCAUGCUUAAUACACGUGAGAUUAAAGAUCUGAACAUCAAGGUGUUGGACCUCAGGGGGAAAUUCAAGAGGCCUAAUCUUCGACGUGUUCGUGUGUCUGCUGACGCCAUCCUCCGUUCGCUGCUGGGCUCCAAGCACAAAGUCUCCAUGGACCUCCGAGCCAACCUCAAGUCUGUCAAGAAAGAGGACACUGAGAAGAAGAGGCCAGUAGAAGACAGUGACUGGAGGAAGAACGUAGAGGCCAUGUCAGGGAUGGAAGGAAGGAAGAAAAUGUUUGAUGCUGCUAAGGGUCCUGCCCAGUGAACACAGAGAGUGGGCGGGUGUCAUGUGAGUGCUAGUGCUUCUCCUGCAUCUGAAAUGAUUUUGUUACAGUUUUUAUUUUUUGCAGCUUCUGGAUUUUUGUCUCAUGCUGUCAGACUUUGUUAUGCUCCUGCCAUGGAGGUGAGAAGAUGUCCCCCAGACUCCCAAAAGGUUUUCUCUUCUCUUCUAUUUGCUGUUCAUUGAUAAGAUGUUAAAAAUGACUGCAUCUAUUUCACAUGUGCAAUUAUUUGUAUUGUUCUCAUAACCAAUAUUGUAUCUGAACCCUAGUUAUUUAGAAAUCAUCUCGGAUCUCUGUAAGACAAAUGUAGAUAAUAUUGUGACCAAAUCAGUGGACUUAAUGGUGUCAUAGCCAAUGAUCUGGUCAAAUUAAAUUGCAUAUUUGAUAUUCUUGCUUGGGGAUAAACUGUAAGCAUGGGUUGUGGUUUUAUGAACUGGUAACAAAAUGAUGUAUGCUUCAUCAGCUAUACUUACAUGAAAACUGACACAAUAAAAAAAAAACCUUAA